AUGGACGCCGAUAAUCUUAUCAAGGUUGUACGUGGGCUGGACCAGAGCGGUCCAGGUAAGGAUGGGGAAAAUCUGGAUAUUCUCUGGUCUAAGCUCGUUGCAUCUUCGGAUGAUUCAUUCCACGCCGCUGAGGAGAGUACGCUCCGAUGGCUGCUCAAGUCCAUGAACGGCAAUGCGACCACCGCCGAAGCCUUGCGUCGCCACCCAUUGACCUGGACCAUGCUCGACUGCGUCUUUACACGAAUCCCUCUAUUUUCUCUCGCCAAAUCCUUAGCGGAUAGAAAGUUUGUUGCAGUCCUCCAACAGACGCUCAAGGAUGUCUCGACAGUCACCGGCGACAGCACCCAGCACACCACCAAGAAGCGAAAGCGAUCAUCGUCGGCGCAGUUUGGCAGCGACGAGACGAAACAGCCACACGGGUGUCUUGCUACUGCAAAGGCGCUGUUCACGACACUGAUAUCGCUGCUCAACCGCCUCGACGACACGACAGCUACGACCGCCCGAGACAACAUUGGUGCGGAGCAUAUCAAGUCCUUGUUCUGUAUGUCUGCUGCAGACACUGCUGCGCUUCUGGCACCCACAUUCUCCCUCUGCCAAUUGCUGGUUGAUACCGAAUCGUACGACAUCGAAGGUGCUGAAGAGUGGGUUGCCGUGGCAUCGUCGCUUUGGAACCUACAUAUGCAGGGCACUGACGACACGUCUGAGGUUGCUACCCAUCUGUUCUCUAUUCCCGCUUCUAUCCUGAGUUCUCUAGAAAACCUAUCAGAUAAAGGAGCCAGCAAUGCGCCGACCGUGCUAAAGUCCAAAUGGAGUGCAGACUUGCAAGAGUUUCUCCAGCGCAACUUGAUCCUUCCCUGCCGAACGACGUUUCUCAACCGACAGGAUUUUUCUGCCAUUACUCGCGCGUUGGAGGCAGCUGAGGCAAAAGCUCACCUGGUGGUACCCUCGCUGUAUUUCCUAGCCACAGAGUCCUCGGAUACAAAUGCCGAGGGCGAAAGGCGCAAAAAUACAGUGGAAUGGAUGAAGCGAGUUUUCGAAGAGGUUGAAGGAGUGAUUCGUCGCAACCCGGAGCAAAAUACGCUCAUCAAGCUGAUAAUUCGCCAAGCGAUCAAAAAUUCUACUCCUGUCGAUGUGAAAAAUCUGCGAGAGAUUGCGCGCGGCUAUGUUUUAGAAAGACAGCCAACAGACUGGGCACUUCUUGGUGGCGUUGUUACGUGCGACCCAGCGGUAUUCCAAACCAGCGGGGAUGGCAGCGAUUUGUUGAUAUCAAUUUGCGACAAAAUUUCAAAGUCGACUGCGCAAGAGCCUCAGGAGCCAAUUGCUGAGGUUCUAGGUGCCGUACGACAAAGUUUCGUCAUUCGACGCGAUCUCGUGGCGUUUCUGCAAUUAUGGUUUACAGAGCUGAAGAAAGCCGAGGAGAACAAGCAAGCGGAACAGUCACCGUGGUUCGGAGAGGGACCAAGGAACUACAAGGGCGAAUACUUGCAUGACUUAAUUGAGAAGGAGUUGAGUACAUCUCAGCUUUCUGAAUUUGUCGGCUGGUUAGAGUCACAACCCACGCAAUCUAGUCCCAAAUCUCUCUGCAUAGUCUGCGAUGCCAUAUCCGAGGGAUUGAAACGAGAUACCUAUAUUGACGUGGUUGGUCUACGACUGUUUCAAAUGACAUGGACAGUAUGCUCCGAGCUGUCAGAACUGCCAGCCAGAUGGCGUGUCAGCUCAAAGACGAUGCGAUGGGCAAGCCCUGAUAGAAAGACCGUCGUAUGGGAGUCAUUGAAGGACAAAGUCAAGCAGACUUUGAAAAAGGGAGGACUAGACGCCGAGGAAACAUUCGAAUGCUUUCGUUUCUGCUACGCUGCGUGGGACGCUUUAGCUACCAAUGCCGAGACCGUCAAGGAACCAGCCAAGCUCAUUACAAGCUUUUCUGAGCGGCUCGCCAAGAAGCUCAUGUCCGAGUCUGCAAUUCAGAAGAUCACAGUCUUGGAUAGGGCCGACUCCGAGUUAAACAUCUUCGACGCUGAGAUACCAGCGUCCUGCUACCUUGACGUCUUCCUUGCUGGCGGCAGCCGAUUCAACCGCCUGUUCGCGAUGGCAAGCGGCGGUGUCCCUGAGCCCCUGAAGAACGCGACGACUUCUUCUGAGCUUGAUAUUGAGGAUAAGCGAACUCUGUGGCGAAAAGUUUUCUCGAACGAUAUGAACCUCAACGAGGCAAAGCUUGCGCGAGCGCUGGUCGACCAAGUCAUUGGGGCACUAGAGCAAUCAGGCAACGAGAAACGUUGGCCGAGUAGCGAUGCGACUCUCAUUCUGCAGACCCUCAGUCGCAUUCCACUCGACAGCUUCCACCGUUGGCAACGAGAAAGGAUAAUCACCACGUUGCAUACGAACUGCGUCAAGAUGAUCAAAUCUCCUGAGAAGACGCUUCUGCCUUCAUGGAAACAAGUACUGAGCCUGACAACUAAAAUGAUGGCGCGGGCGACAUUCUACGAGGGUAUGACGUUUGAUCACCUCGUCCAACUUGCCGAUGCCGUAUCUGUCUGCAUCUCAAAAACGUCUGCUGGUGAAGAAGAGACUUUGGAGAUGAUUGAACGGUUUUCCCAGAUGGCCUCUGCGACUCUUCGCCAAAUGGCGGAGCAGGUGGACGAGAGAAGCACAAAAUACUUUGGCGAUUGCUCUGCAUAUAUUUCUACUGCGACUGCAACCAAGUUUGAGCACGUUUCUGGCCUUCAUUACACUUUGAUCAGGUCAUUGAUAUCAGUUCUCGCGAAGUCACCAAACACGCAAAACAACGAAACACUGAACAAGCUUGUCGCUGAGAGCCAAGGUAUGCUGGCCAGGGCCAUCAUGUCUGUCAUCAACCCUCUGAUUACGGCCAAGGCGCUUCCGGCGGAGCUCAGCCCGGUCGAGACGCUGCAGCUUCUCGCGGCUACAGAUGCGGCGCCGUUGGCUGCUCCGCUGGCGCAAUUUUACCAGGGCAAGGAGCCGGCGGCUCUGCAGACGUUUGCCGACAGCUGCAGCAGCAAGAUGACAAGGGGCGAUGUUACCGCCUGGAAGCUUCAGACCCUGCUGCGCAAUGAGCUGCCUACGGCGUUUCAGCUACCAGCGCCAAGAACAUUCGACGUCCUCGCGCCCCUCCCACGAAAGCUACAAUCCAAACUCCUCUGUGACUUGACCAACUCCAUCACAAAGUCACUGCGCGUGCAAGAAAAGGUAGCCUAUCUGCGCGACCUGGUCGAUGCCCUGCGCGCUGGCUGCUUCACCGAUGGCCAGACUCUCGCCAUCCAACAAGUCGUCCACGACAUCAUCGCGUCGCCCGACUACACGGGCAAGUACGACGGCUACGAUCUCGCCGCCGCCUACAGCGAGAUUGUCACGGUGCUCAGCAAAGCCCCCGCGCCGGGCCACGUGGCCCUCUGCCGCACGCUGCACUCUCUUCUCGAGCGCAAACCGCAGGCCGUCAGCCAGUGGGACGUCGAGGCCACGCUGAGCACAAUCUGCGACCUGUCGGCCGCCCAGGACGCCGACCAAGCGCGGGUGCCGUACGUUUGGCUCUGCAAGCUCACCGACGUCAUCAUCAAGAAGCACCGGCUGCGCCUCGAGGGCCACUAUCAUCUGUUGCUGACUGUCUUACAAACGCUGCUGGACCGGCUAGUGACCGCUGAAGUCGGAGCGGAGGCGACGGCGUCGCAGGAGACCAAAGCGCAUGCCUAUGCGCGCCUGAUUACGCUGGUUUGUGAGCCGACGGCAGGCGCCGUGUCGCGCACGCAGCAUCAGGGCGCCCUGGACUCGGCGACGGAUGCCGCCAAACGCUCCGCUGGACGACAUAUGCAUCUGGUCCUCAUGCAGUACGUCAAGCUGCAGCUCACGGAAAACGUGCCGCGGCCGAUCCGCGAGGCGUUGGAGCCGGCUAUGAAUUCCAUCUUCGACAUUACACCACCCGAGGGGCGCAAAAUCCUCAACGAUGCCAUGGAUGCGAGCGGCAGAGCCAUUUUGCGAGAAAUGUUCAAGCGAUACGUCAAAUUUGGUAAAUGGAGCGGAGUUUAA
Molecule: messenger RNA, 4038 nt
Organism: Cordyceps militaris CM01
Lineage: Eukaryota; Fungi; Ascomycota; Sordariomycetes; Hypocreales; Cordycipitaceae
Product: Nucleolar 27S pre-rRNA processing protein
Exons: 2
Coding region: 1-4038 (1345 amino acids)
Biological process (GO): ribosome biogenesis
Cellular component (GO): nucleolus
Source: RefSeq, a predicted model, not a curated record